UGGGGGGUGUAAAAGAGGUGGAUGAGAUACUCUAUUAGAGCGUGACAGAUGCAGUCAGAGAAAGAGAGAGUGUGAGUGUAAUCCUUGGCAUACAAAACAGAGGUUGAAGGGACAAAAAAAAAAUGGUCACAUUUCUCAGACACCUGAAAACGUGCUGGUGUAGUGUGGGCGCGGUGUAUUGCCUAUUAAUGAGUGGGUGUGCCUAAACUACUUUCACACUUUUGACUUUGGAGAUGUUCAUGGUGACUGACUGGCACUAAAGCCGAAUGCUUGGGAUUUCUUUUCAAAUAAUGCUUGUUACGUUACAGUGAUAGUUUACUGUACACCACACGACCUACGAACACCAAGCGAAGCAGGCUAGAGGCAGCAAGGCACUGAAUUACACACCUUGGAGACGAUUUGCAAACAUUUCGUCAAACGAUACCUGUUUAGGUUUUGCUGAUCUUUAAAUCAGUUUCGAUUUUUUCCACACUUGACGGGUUUGAUUGACCCCCAAUGACCUGCGUACAGUCUCAUUGCUCUUAUUGGGAUACCCGCUCUAUGCUUUCUUGGCGGUUCAUGACUAUUUCACCUAUAUCAACGAAACUCCUCAUUGACGCAAAGAGAAAAACCAACAUUGAAUAAUUCCAAUACCGUUUAGAAUCAACCAAAUAUCGGAACAAACAUGGACAACAGCCCUGGUGGUGUGAUACUGUAUGCUGGAUCAUCUGGUAGUGCCAGCCCCAGCCCUGGCAGCCCCUCCAGCGGGUACCAGACCCAGUCUCCCCGGUCCUCCCACUCCCAACCCUCAUCUCCUGAGCCUGUCUCGUUCCCCGAGAUCGGCCCUCUGAAGAGAGAAAGAGGGGAGAACAGGGGUGGGCCCUCGCCCAAACUAGUCUUCCAGUUCCCUGAAGCCAAUGCCACUACAGCCGCUACAUCCUCUGGAAAUACCUACGCCCACCCUAUGGUGGCCAAGAGGCCCUGCAGCUUCACUGGCACUUUCACCAAGACAGGAGGCAUGGUGCUCCUGUGUAAGGUGUGUGGGGACAUCGCGUCUGGCUUCCAUUACGGCGUUCACGCCUGUGAAGGCUGCAAGGGUUUCUUCCGCCGCAGCAUCCAGCAGAACAUCCACUACAAGAUGUGUGUGAAGAAUGAGAGCUGCCUGAUCAUGCGCAUGAACCGAAACCGGUGCCAGCACUGCCGUUUCAAGAAGUGUCUCUACGUGGGCAUGUCCAGAGAUGCUGUGCGUUUUGGGCGUAUCCCAAAGCGUGAGAAGCAGAGACUAUUGGACGAGAUGCAGAGCUACAUGAAUAGCCUCAACGAAUCAGCAUCCAUGGAGAUUGAUUCCUCCCCUUCUUCCUCUGAGGCCCCGGCCAGCCCAGAACCUGGCGAGUCCAUUUCCACUGCCUACCGCAACAUCUUUGCCCAAGAGGAUGUGAAGCCAGUAAUCAAGAUGGUCGUCAACAACAACAACAUCCGCAACAAUCCAGCACACGAUUCUGACUACGCUCACCCCGCACCCCAAACCCACUCCCAUUCCAACCCCUCUCAGGGGUACCAGUCUCAUCCCACACAAAGCUACCAGACCCCCCCUCGCUACCCACGCAACAACAAUGUUGACAACGCUCAGUAUACAUACCAACCAUCAUCCAAUCAGAGUCAAUGCCCAAUGUCCAAUGGCAGCCAGUCCGCUCAGACCUUCCAAGCCAGUCACAACAACUUUUCAGCCGGCGAGUCUCUAAACCAGACCACAUGCCCAUGGAAGUUAAGUGGAGGCGCCAAAGUUCUGGCAUGUCCCCUGAACGCAUGUCCCGUGGCCCCCCGUGACCGAUCCAGCCAGCAGAUCUGGGACGCCUUUUCCCAGUGCUUCACCCCGGCCGUCAAGGAGGUGGUGGAGUUUGCCAAGAGCAUCCCCGGGUUCCAGAGUCUCAGCCAGCAUGACCAGGUCAUGCUGCUUAAGGCCGGCACCUUCCAGGUGCUGAUGGUCAGGUUCUGCUCACUGUUCGACCCCAAGGAGAAGACGGUGACCUUCCUGAACGGCCAGACAUACCCCCUGACAUCCCUGCGGGCGCUGGGUAUGGGCUCUCUGCUGGAUGCCAUGUUUGAGUUCAGUGAGAAGCUGGGAGCUCUGGGCCUGGAGCCCGACGAGAUGGCCCUCUUCAUGGCUGUGGUGCUAGUGUCUGCCGACUGUUCAGGUGUGGCUGAUGUAGUUGCAGUGGAGCAGCUUCAGGAGAGUCUGAUCAAAGCCCUGCGCUCGCUCAUCACCCGCCGUUGCCCCGACGACAGCGCCCUCUUCCCCAAGCUGCUGCUGCGCCUGCCCGACCUGCGCACCCUCAACAACAUGCACUCCGACAAGCUGCUGGCCUUUAGCAUCGACCCCUAAGGGCCUGAUGGAACCACAGCCCGCAGGGGCACCCACUGACUACCGGACCGCCGAAAGGGGCAGUCCUCUUGGUGAACACCCUCAUGACUCCUUCACUCCAGCCAUAAGCCACCAGCCGGUCAUCCUCAGGCUCUCUUCAAUGGGCUGUGUGCGCUGGAACUAGGACUGGGGCAGAAGCAGGGUUGGACAGGGUGAAUGAGUGGACUGAGAGGCAUCUCAGAGAAAUAUGGAGGAUAAUAGGAGGGAGUCUCUUGAACUAUGACCUCAUGAACAAUACUCACAGCUGGUAGAAUCUCUCAUAGACUUUUAGUCUGCCUAACAAGUUGGUGUGCUGGGAGUUAGACAGCAAAUCCUCAUCUUAGUCCAACUUAACUCCCAUAGUUGAAGGACGAGAGUCUACAAAUCCUCCAUUACCCAUAUUUCCCAGUGAUAGUGACAGUGACUGAAGACCAAAAGACAGUUCCAUUCCUCCUCUCUCAUUUCGCGCAUCACUAUGUCCUCCUGUCCUGCCACAGACAGACAGAAAACCAGCAAGAAGGAAGCACACCCUUUUCACAAGAGAAAGGGCCAUUUUCUUUCUACACAUUCAAACACAGCACUUUCCAUACAUCAACAAGCCCAUAUGACAGAGCAAUAGCAAUGUAUAACACACUAUUAGAUCCCUAACUGACUGUGUAUGCACUGUUAAAACAGCCUAAGAUAUUUUCAAAAUCACGUCAUAAAUCUUUUUGGAAAUCCAAUAUUUGGGAUUUGAUGAGAAAAUGUAUUAUUUACAUUUGUAAGAAUUGAGAGUAUGAAGCAUUAUAUUUGAAUACUGUAAUCAGGGAGACAUUUGGUCAUUUUAGACCUAAUUUGUCGGGUUAUAUGUAUUAAGGUAUUCUAUUGUUGAACAUAUUGUACAUAAUAUUUGUGACUGGUUCCUACUUCAUUUGAGUUGAUUGCUGUAUGAUGUUAGCACUAUUGAAGACACAAAGCGGGGGUGCUAUGUUUGAGAGGUGCACGAUUGUGUGUGUGUGUGGGGGGGGGGGGGGGGGGGGGGGUGCAAGGUAUGCAUCUACUGUAUGGGGCCAGUGGUCUUCCUGUCAUGAACUGAUCCUUACAACCCCCAACACUCAUCCUUACCGAUGGAACCAGCGCACAAACCGUGUAAAAAAGUGUUUGAUUUGAACCUACAUUAUUGAAAUAUAACUAUUGUUGAUUGAUUGAUGCAUUACCUUGUGUAUAUUUUGUAAAUGUUUCAUGGUUAAACUUCUUCCAUAGAGAACCAAUAUUAAAUGAGAUGAUAUACUGUA
Molecule: messenger RNA, 3654 nt
Organism: Salvelinus namaycush (lake trout)
Lineage: Eukaryota; Metazoa; Chordata; Actinopteri; Salmoniformes; Salmonidae
Product: nuclear receptor subfamily 1 group D member 1-like
Exons: 6
Coding region: 665-2362 (565 amino acids)
Biological process (GO): hormone-mediated signaling pathway; negative regulation of transcription by RNA polymerase II; retinoic acid receptor signaling pathway
Cellular component (GO): nucleus
Molecular function (GO): zinc ion binding; RNA polymerase II cis-regulatory region sequence-specific DNA binding; nuclear receptor activity
Source: RefSeq, a predicted model, not a curated record